Molecule: messenger RNA, 1865 nt
Organism: Peromyscus eremicus (cactus mouse)
Lineage: Eukaryota; Metazoa; Chordata; Mammalia; Rodentia; Cricetidae
Gene: Ube2q1
Product: ubiquitin conjugating enzyme E2 Q1
Exons: 13
Coding region: 142-1407 (421 amino acids)
Source: RefSeq, a predicted model, not a curated record
GAGGGGGCCUGUCCCGGAGGUGGCGGCGGCGCCAUCUUGGCGAAGGGGGGAUCAGGAAGUGCGGACCGCGGCGGCGGCGGAGCCCGGAGCGGAGGCCGGAGGCUCCCGGCCCGCCGGCCCCGGAGCGGAGCGGAGCGGAGGAUGCAGCAGCCGCAGCCGCAGGGGCAGCAGCAGCAGCCGGGGCCGGGGCAGCAGCUGGGGGUCCAGGGGGCGGCGCCGGGGGCCGGGGGCGGCCCGGGAGGGGGCCCGGGGCCGGGGCCCUGCCUGAGGCGAGAGCUGAAGCUGCUCGAGUCCAUCUUCCACCGCGGCCACGAGCGCUUCCGCAUUGCCAGCGCCUGCCUGGACGAGCUGAGCUGCGAGUUCCUGCUGGCCGGAGCCGGAGGGGCCGGGGCCGCGCCCGGACCCCAUCUCCCCUCCCGGGGGUCGGUACCGGGGGACCCCGUCCGCAUCCACUGCAACAUCACGGAAUCCUACCCUGCUGUGCCCCCGAUCUGGUCGGUGGAGUCUGAUGACCCUAACUUGGCUGCUGUCUUGGAGAGGCUGGUGGACAUAAAGAAAGGGAAUACUUUGCUUUUGCAGCAUCUGAAGAGGAUCAUCUCCGAUCUGUGUAAACUCUACAACCUCCCUCAGCAUCCUGAUGUGGAAAUGCUGGAUCAGCCCUUGCCAGCAGAGCAGUGCACGCAGGAAGAAGUGUCUUCAGAAGAUGAAGAUGAGGAGAUGCCUGAGGACACAGAAGACCUAGAUCACUAUGAAAUGAAAGAGGAAGAGCCAGCGGAGGGCAAGAAAUCAGAAGACGAUGGCAUCGGAAAAGAAAACCUGGCCAUCCUAGAGAAAAUUAAAAAGAACCAGAGGCAAGAUUACUUAAAUGGUGCAGUGUCUGGCUCGGUGCAGGCCACUGACCGGCUGAUGAAGGAGCUCAGGGACAUAUACCGAUCACAGAGUUUCAAAGGCGGAAACUAUGCAGUCGAACUCGUGAAUGACAGUCUCUAUGACUGGAAUGUCAAACUCCUCAAAGUUGACCAGGACAGUGCUUUGCACAAUGAUCUCCAGAUCCUGAAGGAGAAGGAAGGAGCAGACUUCAUCCUACUUAAUUUCUCCUUUAAAGAUAACUUCCCCUUUGACCCACCGUUCGUCAGGGUUGUGUCUCCAGUCCUCUCUGGAGGGUAUGUGCUGGGUGGAGGUGCCAUCUGCAUGGAACUUCUCACCAAGCAGGGCUGGAGCAGUGCUUACUCCAUAGAGUCCGUGAUCAUGCAGAUCAGCGCCACGCUGGUGAAGGGAAAGGCACGGGUGCAGUUUGGAGCCAACAAAUCUCAGUACAGCCUAACAAGAGCACAGCAGUCCUACAAGUCUUUGGUGCAGAUCCACGAAAAAAAUGGCUGGUACACACCCCCAAAGGAAGAUGGCUAACCCUGGAGUAUCAUCCCUUCCUCCUCCCCCAGGCACCACUGGACCAAUUACCUUUGAAUGCUGUAUUUGGAUCUCACGCUGCCUCUGGUUCCCUCCCUCAUUUUUCCUGGACGUGAUAGCUCUGCCUAUUGCAGGACAAUGAUGGCUAUUCUAAACGCUAAGGAAAAACAACCACCAACCACACACUGAACUGUUUCAAGUACUCAAGACUGACUACAGACCAACCACCUUGCUGGAACCCUUGCUAGCAGGCAUUCUUAUAAAGAAACUCUCAAGCCUCCUUACGUUGCUGGAAACUCAGCUGUGCUCCAGACUAGAGCCUCCUUACCUAUGCUAUGGGUUUUUAAUUUAUUUUCUCUUAUUUCAUGUACACUGCUUUUUUUGGUUACAGUGUAUGAUGGAUGUGUAUGGAAAAAAAAUGUAUCUUUGGGAAAACAAUUACAGUUUGUUAAUUUGAA